AACAAAUUUUCAGGACAAAAUGGCUUUGUUACGAAUCUAAUUCUAAAUUCAGGUAAACUUUUGACCUGUACGGGGAUAAGUGGCCCCGAUCUUGUGCAGAGGGGCAAGUAAGCCGUUGUCUUCGUCCCCGUUCACGCGUCACUCACUCACGCGUCUCGUCAUGGUCAUUACGGGACCGGUUCUGUCACGACGAAUCGUGCGUGUAUGACGAUAUAAAUGCAAAUGCCUGUACAUUGAAUGUGAUGUGAGACCCUUAUCUGUGGUGCCUCUGCAUCCGAGAACGGAGUGUCAGGUCAAUGUCCUGUACAAUAAUGACCACCUCAACCUUGGAGAAUCAAGUGCAGGAGAUCCUCAAUGAUGCUUUGAGAACCACAUCAAUUGAAGAAGCUUUCUGUGGUUUUAUCCUGCAUUCCCCGGAGGAUGACCGGAAUAAAGUCCUUUGCUGCAUUGAUUCCUUCAAUCGCUUCUGGAAGUCCCUGCCCUCGGAAUCGCACGAGCAUGUCUUGGAGUCUUACGUCGCCUACCUUCACCGUCAGAAGUCUUACCAGAGGAUUAAGCUUCUGUGCGACAUGCUGCUGAUGGCAGCAGAGAAGGUUGGCAUCCCAGCCAGAUCUCUCUGCGAGGCUCUCUUAUCCUCCCCGAGUCUGGACUACAAGUCCUCGGAGCUGUGGUGUAAGACGUUUCAGAUGGUGGACAGAAUCAUCGGCAACGUAGACUACAAGGGAUGUCGGGACCUUCUCAAGGUCAUCUUGGAGAAGAUUGAGCUCAUCCCGAUCUCUGUCAACGUCUCGGCCAGCAAGCAGCUGGAUGCAGCGGUCAGAGUCCUGGCCAAGAUCCUAGACAGGAAUACCUGUCUUCUCCCCAGCUACUUCGCAGUCAAUGAACUCAAGAAACUGUUCCCAGACGACAAGCCAAACACUCACUGGGCGGUCGGAGAGCUAGUGACCAACUUCAUUGAUACAUUCCGGCCUACUGCCCGCAUGGUGUCCAUCACGGGCCGGCCCAGCCUGCUUCCCGUCGUUGGUCACUUCAACGCCACUCACAACUCCUGGAAGCUGGACCCCGUCACGCUCAUGUUUCCCUUGAAGGGAUUGCUGCCCUAUGACAAGGAGCAGACACAGCGACAGACCAACUUGCUGCGCUACGUCCUUGAGCAGCCUUAUUCGCGGGACAUGGUGCGAACCAUACUAGGACUCAACAUUCAGUUCAAGCAAAAGCAGCGAUGUCUGGUCCUGGAGGAGAUGCUGGUGGACCUGGUGUCCGUCGCCAUGGAGCGCACAGAGCAGACGGAGGGGACCAUCGAGCUGGGCAGCCCCACGGACGCGCUGUGGCAACACCUGUCCAGCCAGCUCAUCUUCUUUGUGCUCUUCAACUUUGCCAGCUUCCCCCACAUGGUCAUGUCACUCAACAAAAAGCUGAGCAAUCGCAGCCUUACCAAGGGACGAGACCAUCUGAGUUGGGUCUUGCUUCAGUACAUCUCGGGUAGCAUCAAGAAGAAUCCGCUCAGCGACUUUUUCCCCAUCUUGAAGCUGUUUGACAUCUUCUUCCCUGAGAAAGAGCCUCUGCCCGUACCAGACGUCAGCCACCCCCAGUGCACCCACCGACUGGCCAUGGCCUGCAUCUGGAUCCAUCUGAGCCGCAAGGCACAGAGUGACAAGGUCUCUCUGCAGAGGCCUGCCCCGCCCUCACUCAAGCUGCACCUGGAAUUUUUGCAACAGAGCUACAACUGUUCCAAUCUUCCUUUGACAGACUACAGGAUAGCUAUGCUGUGCAACGCAUACAGCACGAGCACCGACAUGUUCUCCUGGCCAAUGGGCGUCUUGGUCGACAGCAUCUACAGCUCUGGCCAGACGACCGUCCCCAUGCCUGGCCCCAACAUUUGCGUGGCGUCUGGUCCUACCACUCCCCUUUCUAUGAGUCUGCUGGAUUCGCUCACUGUCCACGCCAAAAUGAGUUUAAUACAUCACAUAGUUGGCAAGAACAUCAUCCCUGCCAUUCACCACAAGCAGUCGUCCAUUGCUCUGUCGCCAGCUCUGAUUGAGACUUACAGUCGUUUGCUGGUCUACAUGGAGAUUGAGUCACUAGGAAUCAAGGGAUUUAUCACCAAGGUCCUGCCGACGGUGUGCGAGGCCAGCGCCUGGGGUAUGCUCCACACUCUCCUGGAGUUGUUUAGCUUCAGACUCCAGCACAUCCAGCCCCAGUACAUUGUACAGCUGCUCUGUAACCUCCACUCUCUCAGCAAGAUCCCGCUGGCCAAUCAGAAUCAGCUUUACCAAUGCAUUGAGAGUACAGCCUUGCGCAUCAUCACUGGCUUGGGUAGUGCCGACGUCCAACCUCAACUGUCCCGCUUCCUAAACGAGCCCAACAACCUAUUGUCUGCUGACUCAGAGGAGCUGAACCGAGCGCUGGUGCUCACGUUAGCAAGGGCCAUGCAUGUCACCGGAUCAGAGACGUUGUCCGGUUCCUGGUGUAAGGAUAUUCUUGCCACCCUGUUUGCCAACACCCCUCACAACUGGGCUUCACACACCCUCAAGUGCUUCCCCACCGCCCUGCAGGAGUUCUUCGAGGCAAACCCUGCCCCUCAGGAGGACCGCUCCCUGCUCAAGAAGAUUGUAGAGGAAGAGCAUCGCAAGUGGAAAGCCAUGACCAACGAAGCUGAGAUCCUGAAUCGGUUUGCGGUGCAGGGUACCCAGCCCGGAGGGUCGACCCGUGGACCUAGCCAAGGCAAUCAACAUCUGUUUCUGUGCUUGAUCUGGAAGAUGCUUCUGGAGAAUGAGCCUAACCACAUCAAUCCCGUCGCUGUUAAGGUCAUCGAGCGCAUUGGCCCGAGGGCGCUUUCCAGCCACAUCCGGACCUUCGCAGAUUUCCUGGUGUUUGAGUUCUCAACCUCAGCUGGCGGCCAACACGUCAACAAGUGUGUUGAGACAUUGAAUGACAUGGUGUGGAAGCUCAACAUUGUCAGCUUGGACAGACUCAUACUUAACUUGGCACUUCGUAACCACGAGGGAAGCGAGGCUCAGGUUUGUUUCUUCAUCAUUCAGCUGCUCCUCCUUAAACCUGUCGAGUUCCGUAACCGCGUUAAUGACUUCAUCAAGGAGAACUCGCCGGAGCACUGGCUGCAGUCGGACUGGCACACCAAGCACAUGAAUUACCACAGGAAGUAUCCCGAGAUGUAUUACUACGAAGGCAUGCUGGAACUCACUGGUGCGACCAUGAGCUCCCCUUGCCAGAAUCUACCAGUCUACUUCAGCAAUGUAUGCCUUCGUUUUAUACCGGUGUUUGACAUCCUCAUCCAUCGUUUCCUCGAGCUGCCUCCCUCUUCCAAAUCCUUGGAGGUUCUCCUAGAUCACCUGGGAGGACUCUACAAAUUCCAUGAUCAUCCUGUCACGUACCUUUUCAACACGCUCCACUACUACGAGAAGAAGUUGCGAGACCGCCCUCUGUUGAAGCGCAAACUCGUUGGCGCGAUCAUCUUGGCCCAGAAGUCAGUCAAGCCAGCUGGAUGGUGCUUGACUCCUCAGUACCUGGAGUACAUCAAUAAACCAGGUGAAGAAGUGACAUGGGAACCCGACCAUGAUUACUACUGCAAGCUGAUUGGCCGAUUGGUGGACACUGUCUCUGGCAAGACCCAGCCCUUGUUCCAGAACAUGGACUGGCGCUUCAACGAGUUCCCCAACCUGGCGGCCCAUGCCCUUCACGUGACCUGCGUGGAACUGAUGGCGUUACCCGGUCAAGGGAAGCAAGUCGGGAAUGCCCUGCUAGAAGUCAUCUUCAAGAACCCUUCUAGUGUCCCCAGAGAUGAUGUCAUGGCUUGGAUUAACACCAUUGCUCUGGUAUUGACCUCUCUACCUUCUUGCUAUUGUGACGUGAUUCAAGACCGCAUUGUGGAAGUUCUCAGCAGCGACCUGCUGCUCAGCAAGAGUGUCACGCCGGGCGCCGGCAUUCUGAACAUUGCCUUUGCCGUCUUUGACUUCCGCGGCACCCACUCGUCGCACACCGAAAUGAUAUGUGCCUACGUGCUGGCCAUGACGCACGCAGUCUGGCACCAUUCCAACAUCGGGCAGCUGACACCAUUGCAACAGUUUAUUCGGGAUCAGGUCAAACCAAUAGUGAAAACUGAAGAGCAGUAUUUGUUUGUUUGUCACUUGGUGGGCCCUUUCCUCCAGAGAUUUCACGAGGAGCGGACACGACUGCUGUUUGAGAUUACCAAGAAUCUGUAUGACAUGCUACUGGUGGUGGAUCAGCAUUGUAACCAGAUCAUACACAUGGAUGUCAUCUGCGACUUCCUCUACCACAUCAAGUACAUGUUUGCCGGCGACGGUAUCAAGGCAGACACUGACCGCGUCAUCAAGAGUUUACGACCGGCGUGGCAACUGAGGCUGCGCUUCAUCAGCCGUGGGGUGGACCCCUCCGCGGUGCCUCAAGUGGCCAACUAAAGCCAGUGGCUGAUUGCCAAGUGGGAAAGAACGUGAACAGGACCAGCAAGCUAAACAAUGGAUGUUCAGCAGAAAUUGAAGCGCUGCAUGUAUUUGCUUUGCACUCACUGAUGGGGGCACCCUAUCACUCGCUCGGUUCGUCUGCUAGCGAGUUAUCGCGGUCACGGUGGUCAAUCUCUUGUCCUUUUUACGAGGAAAUCAAGGCUAGCGCGACCACGACUGACUUUGGCUUUUUUUCCUAUUACUCGGGAUGUGAAAUUGUGCAUGACAAGUGCCAUUUCACGCCAUGUACUAGCAGUUUCUAAGAUUCAUAUUAUGAAGACAUUUUAACAGAAUUUAUGCUGUUGAAGAACAGGUGACAGAUCUCAGAAGCAGUAGGUCUAACACAUCAGAAAUAAUUUGUACCAGAGCACAUAUUUUUCAUUACAUCAUUAUAAAUUUAUUUUCCCUCAACCUAGAAGCACAAUUUUCAGGUGAACAAAAGGAAAAAAUAAAGCUUUAAACUGAUGUCCCUUUUUUCUUUUUGUUUAAUGGAAUACAUGUGGAAUUAGCUCAAAAUCUUUCAAAAAUAUAUGUUAUGGCAACAUUUCAUUGACAAUGAUUAUCGGUAAGCUUAUGGAAGUAAAACCUGUUUCAUUUUAUUUAAAUACCUUGCUUGUCAACUUAAAUGUAGUGGAUAAAAUAAAAAUUUCUUGCUACUUAA
Messenger RNA from Acanthaster planci (crown-of-thorns starfish), 5139 nucleotides. RefSeq names its product mediator complex subunit 23 (gene med23). Gene Ontology annotation, biological process: regulation of transcription by RNA polymerase II; positive regulation of gene expression. NCBI's taxonomy places the organism in Eukaryota, Metazoa, Echinodermata, Asteroidea, Valvatida, Acanthasteridae. The record is from RefSeq and is a predicted model, not a curated record. Gene Ontology annotation, cellular component: transcription regulator complex; mediator complex.